UGUACAAAACCUUUUGCCUUAAUGUUUCCAGAAAUUGAGGACAGCAAUAGUACUAUUGAGUACGUCAAUCCUAAGCAAGUCAAACGCAGUUAAGCCACAGACUCCCCCGCUGGCCCUUCGAUCCAUAUCUUGCCACGCCAUGGUAUUUGAUCCAACCAAUAAUAAAGCCAGGGCAGAUCAUCAUCAGCUAGGCCACAGAAAGAGCUCGUGAACUUCUCUAUAAAUAAACCCACCCUUCCACUACACAAAGAGCUCGUCGGCUUCUCUUUAGAGUGCAAAAAGAACAUACCCUGACCCAUGGCGAAACCUCGCAAGCCUAAGCCUGAAGACCCCAAACCAGCUAACUCCGGCGCCGUCGUUCGCCACCAGAAGCUCUGCCUCUCCAUCGACACGAACCUCCGUCGCAUCUACGGUUACACUCAGCUGGAAAUUGAGGUACCUGAUAUAGGAAUCGUUGGAUUACAUGCGGAGAAUUUAGGGAUCGAGAGUGUGCUUGUGGAUGGGGACCUGACGGAGUUCGAGUAUUACCCGCAUAAUCAGGGCGCCGAUAGUGAAAAACGGUGGGCCUCCGCCGUGUCUUCUCCGAUUUCAGCCGCGGAUGCUGCCGCCGCUGCUUAUGUUACGGCACUGGAGAUGGAACUGAUCCCUAAUUUGCUCAUCAAUUGUUGCAAUAAGAUGCAAAUUGAGCCGGUUAAUACGGAGACUAAUGGAGACCAAUCUUCUGCUGAAGUCAAGCAGAAUGUGAAAUCUAUUCGUGUUAACUAUUGGGUAGAGAAAAUGGAGACAGGGAUUCAUUUUGAGGAUAAUGUGGUACAUACUGAUAAUCAGUUAAGGCGUUCUCGGUGUUGGUUUCCUUGUAUUGAUGGCAAUAAUCAGCGGUGCUGUUAUGAUCUGGAGUUUACAGUUGCCCAUAAUCUCGUGGCUGUCAGCAAUGGGACCUUACUAUAUCAGGUAUUGAGCAGAGAUGACCCUCCUCACAAGACAUAUGUCUACAGAUUAGAUGUUCCUGUUACUUCUCAGUGGAUAUCCCUGGCAGUUGGACCAUUUGAAAUCCUCCCUGAUCAGCAUAAUGGUCUCAUUUCACACAUGUGUUUGCCACCUGAUUUGCCAAAGCUACGAAACACAGUGGAGUUUUUUCAUAGUGCAUUCAGCGAGUAUGAGCAGUAUCUUGAUGCAAAGUUUCCAUUUGGGUCAUACAAGCAAGUUUUCUUAUCUCCUGAGAUGGCAAUAUCCUCCUCAAAUUUUGGAGCCUCCUUGAGCAUCCUUAGUUCUCAAGUUUUAUUUGAUGAGAAGGUCAUUGAUCAGACAAUAGACACAUGCAUCAAACUUGCUUUUGCCCUUGCAAGACAGUGGUUUGGGGUAUAUAUUACUCCAGAGGCACCAAAUGAUGAGUGGCUGCUGGAUGGUCUUGCUGGUUUUUUGACUGAUUUGUUUAUCAAGAAAUUUUUGGGAAAUAACGAGGCACGGUAUCGAAGAUACAAGGCAAAUUGUGCUGUUUGCAAAGCAGAUGAUAGUGGUGCAACAGCUUUAGGUUCUUCUUUUGCUUGCAAGGAUUUGUAUGGAACCCAUUCCAUUGGCUUGCUUGGAAAUAUACGAUCAUGGAAGUCUGUGGCAAUUCUUCAGAUGUUGGAAAAGCAGAUGGGACCUGACUUCUUCAAAAAGAUUUUGCAAGCAAUAAUUUAUCGUGCACAAAAUACAACUUGCCCUGUGAGGUCUCUUAGUACGAAAGAGUUCCGGCAUUUUGCUAACAAAAUUGGAAAUCUGGAGCGUCCGUUUCUCAAAGAAUUUUUUCCUCGGUGGGUGGGAUCAUAUGGAUGUCCAGUGCUCAGGAUGGGGUUUUCCUACAACAAGCGGAAAAAUAUCAUUGAGUUGGCUGUUUUGCGGGAAUGCACAGCCACAAUUGAUUCAAGUGUAUCAGUUCUAAAUGCUAACCCUGAUUCUGAAAACCAUGAUGGUGAUAUCGGAUGGCCUGGCGUUAUGACUGUCAGGGUUUAUGAACUUGACGGCAUGUCUGAUCAUCCGGAUCUUCCAAUGGCUGGAGAUGCGUGGCAGCUGCUGGAAAUAGCAUGCCACUCAAAGCUUGCUGCUAGACGCUACCAGAAGCCUAAAAAGGGUUCAAAACCUGAUGGCUCUGAUGAUAAUGGUGAUAUACCCACUGUAGAUAUGCGCUCUAGUGUAGAAUCCCCAUUGUUGUGGAUUAGGGCAGAUCCGGAGAUGGAAUAUCUUGCUGAAAUUCAUUUUAAUCAACCUGUACAGAUGUGGAUUAAUCAGUUAGAGAAGGAUGAAGAUGUUGUUGCGCAGGCACAAGCCAUCACAGCUUUGGAAUCUUUACCAGAGCUUUCAUUUUCUGUUGUCAAGGCUCUGAAUAAUUUCCUGACUGAUUCCAAGGCCUUCUGGAGAGUUCGAAUCGAGGCAGCAUUUGCAUUGGCUAGUACAUCUUCUGAGGAAACUGAUUUUACUGGUUUGCAACAUCUGGUGAAAUUUUAUAAAAGUCGAAGGUUCGAUGCUGAUAUUGGACUCCCGAAACCAAAUGACUUCCGUGAUUUUCCAGAGUACUUUGUUCUUGAGGCCAUCCCACGUGCUGUAGCUAUGGUAAGAGCUGCAGACAGGAAAAGCCCAAGAGAAGCUGUUGAGUUUGUUCUGCAACUUUUGAAGAGUAUGGUCUUUUUAUCUUCUCUUCUCAAGCGCAUCGAUCGGCUUUUGCAAUUUGACAGGUUGAUGCCUAGUUACAAUGGGAUAUUGACAACCAGUUGCAUCCGAACCUUGGCUCAAAUUGCAUUAAAGCUGUCUGGAUUCAUCCAUCUAGAUCAUGUCUUUGAACUAAUUAAACCAUUUCGAGAUUUCGAGACAAUCUGGCAAGUUCGAAUAGAAGCAAGCAGAGCACUCCUUGAUCUUGAGUUCCAUUGCAAUGGCAUCGAUGCAGCGUUGUUGUUGUUUAUCAAAUAUAUAGAGGAAGAGCCUUCUUUAAGAGGGCAGGUAAAGUUGGGAGUGCAUGCUAUGCGGUUAUGUCAGAUACAAGCUGGAUCUGUUUCUAAUGAGGAUAUUAAGGAAACAACUCUUGUGGCUUUGCUUCAGCUUUUAGAAAGCCGUACAGCAUUCAAUAAUGUAUUUCUCCGGCACUACUUGUUCUGCAUUUUACAAGUUCUUGCAGGACGAUCCCCUACACUUUAUGGACUGCCAAAAGAUAAGUUACCACGUAUUGGUGAUGUGGAGAUUUGCCAUGAGCAGAAGAAUAAUUUUGCGGCUCUUGUUGCCGAGAUGAAGCCUUCUCAACCUUCUGCGGACAACCCAAGCCUGCAUGAUACCUCGGCAAUUCCAGAAGCGUCAAAGGAAUUGGAUACUGUUUCCAACAGUCAUGAGAGGAAGACAGCUGUAGUCAAGAUUAGGGUCAAGCAGUCUGCCACAACCAGUAAAGCAGAGGAAGCUGACAAUGGUACCGUCGAAAGAUCUCAGGGUGGGGAGAGAUCACAAGGAAAGCAUCAUGAUACUGAUCGGGGUGCAACCAGUUCUGUUUCAGUGGAUGCACCCCAAAGAAAUUCAGCUGAGGCUGUGAGCAUUAGCAAUCAAAAUAUUGAAGAAGUCAACUCAUUUCAUGAUCAUGGGUCUCGGAUUACUGCUAGCAUUGGGAGUGCAAAAAUUGCAAGUGAGGGUGACAACUUUGGAAAGGAACUUCAGUGUACUGCUGAUUCAGAUAAUGUUUCGGUGCACCCUGAUGAUCCCUCAUCGCCUAGCAUCAUUCAAGAUAACUACGUAGAUGCUGAAGCACAGAAGUAUGCGAGUCUACAAACACUAUCAGUUUCAAGACAUGAUGGCUUUUCGUUGGGUGCUGUGGAUUCUCCAUUCCGAGAGAAGGAGAAGGGGAAGAAGAAGAAGAAGAAGGAGAAGAAAGUUAAGGAAAAUAAACGAAAGCGGGAAGACCAUAAAGGAGACCGAGAUAAUCCCGAGUAUUUAGAGAAGAAGCGAUUGAAAAAGGAGAAAAAACAGAAGGAAAAGGAGAUGGCAAUGCUACUGAGUGAAGUGAAGGCAACUUCAACUGAGUUGCGAGAUAAGAAAGAGGAACCGACGUCUUUAACAGAUUUGCCUGGUAAAAAGGAGGAAGUGGAUAUCAGUUCAGCAACCGUGCAAUUAAAACCAAGUGACCCCCACAAAGUGGCGGAAACCAGGAGCGAGCCAAAAGAAGGUACUUCAGCGCCGCCCAAAUUCCGAAUAAAAAUUAAAAACAAGACACUGAAUAAGUCAUAGUCUGAGUAGUUGGCCUAUAAUGUCACCAUUGAUAUGUUGCUGGAUCGACUUUUUGGACCUAGCUGUAUGUAGAUGUUUAGUUUUAAAUAUUAACCUUCUUAUUUUGAAUUAAGUGCCUCUUUUUUCUUUCCUUCUCCUGUUACUGUUUUCUCUUCCAUCAUAAUACGGGCAUGGUGUGGUAAAGAGUUUUGAAAAACCAUGUCCUGCAGAUUCCAAUCUUCUAAAA
Molecule: messenger RNA, 4468 nt
Organism: Durio zibethinus
Lineage: Eukaryota; Viridiplantae; Streptophyta; Magnoliopsida; Malvales; Malvaceae
Gene: TAF2
Product: TBP-associated factor 2
Biological process (GO): transcription initiation at RNA polymerase II promoter
Cellular component (GO): transcription factor TFIID complex
Molecular function (GO): zinc ion binding; transcription cis-regulatory region binding; metallopeptidase activity
Source: RefSeq, a predicted model, not a curated record